Molecule: messenger RNA, 2119 nt
Organism: Drosophila sechellia
Lineage: Eukaryota; Metazoa; Arthropoda; Insecta; Diptera; Drosophilidae
Product: WD repeat-containing protein on Y chromosome-like
Exons: 1
Coding region: 97-720 (207 amino acids)
Source: RefSeq, a predicted model, not a curated record
UUAUAAUUUAAUGAGUAGGCCUGAAAAGUAAAGUCAUACUUAAAUAUACAAUACAAAAUCCUUAUGAGGCUUAGUUAACUAUUAAAACUUUCUGAAAUGUCUGUAAUAUUUAAUGCGAGUGUAAAUACUAAAAGCGCUGUUGAGUAUCAGACAAUAUCAUCCACACAAAGUCAUUUAGCGGAGGAGCAGUCGGAGCGCUUGCACAAGUGGAUUUCAAAUGAUCAACUCGAGAAACUUCAUUCGGCGUUUCUUAACACUCCCGAGCGUCAUGUUGGCAUUGAUGAAUUGCGUAUCAUACUUGAAGAACUAGACAUAACGUUCAAUGAUUCAAUGUAUACACGGCUCUUUUUAAAGAUUAAUCAGAAUCGUGAUUUUAAGGUGGAUUGGAAUGAGUUUGUAUCUUAUUUAAUAUUUGGCUUUCAAGAGGAGGAUCCGAGCAGCCAAAAGGAGUCUUUAAUUUUACCAAUCUCCGGACCCCCAAUGGUUAGGAAAUCAGAACACCGUUCAGCUAUAUGUUGUUUGGCCCUCCUCAAAGCCAAAUCGGACCAAAUACCAAUUGAUGAAGUAACCGAGACUAUUAACUUUUCCUUUGGCGGUGAGGAUUCUCCAGAAGCUUCUGGAAUGUGGGUCACGGCCAGCCACGAGGGAAUGAUGCGUUUUUGGACAUCUCAUAUGGAACCAAUUCGAACUGCAUCGUCGGAAAGCAGUAAGUUUAAAUAAAAUAUUUUACGUUAUAAAAAACAUAUCCAUUCCAUUUUGUAAAUAUAUUUUAUAUAUAUUAUAUCUUCGUUGAAACGAUCUAGACGUCUACCAAAAUCUGUCCUUCCCUGUGUGUAUUUUACAUCAAUCUGUCGAAACUUCAGGAAUUGUUAAAGAUAUGAAUCGAUAUUCCCAUAUAAGAUUCCAAAAGAAAUUUUAAUACAAAUUUUUUUCUGUAUCGUAGUAUUACUGUUACGCAGUAUACGUAAAGUGUGAAUACUUUAUUUUAAAUUUUGCUAAUUGGUACCACGGCAACACCUCCAGCUAACCGAUCUUGGUGCCAUGCCGAUAGACAUGAUAUAGGAAAAAACAUAUAAUCGAGUAAAUAUAUAAAUAAAAGAAUAUUAUGAGCAGACAAGGUCAGAACUUGAGAUAAUAUUAUAGUCUAUUCCAGUCAGAACAUACUCUGUGGCGGUAAUGUCACCCAAAGUUGAAUAUAUCUACAAUAAAUGAAUGAUACAGAAAUUUGUAGUAAAUCUCCAUGAAAUUGAUAAAUUUAUCCGACUAAUAAAGACAGGACUUAAAAUUUUAAUAAAACUAAGCUUACAAAUAAAUCCUGUGAAUUCGGGAACUACUAUAGACUAUAGAUAUUAAAUAUAUAACUAUAAAUUAUUUAUCAGGAUUUUUAGACGAGUCGAUCUGGCCAUGCCCGUCUGCCUUUCCGUGUAAGCUAUGUGAUUCCGGGAACUUUAAAACCUUGAAAGUUAAGAUUAAGCAUGUAGAUUCUAAAUACUUUUUUUUAAGAUUUCUUACCAAAUCAUCAUACCUGUUGCUUUCCUGCCGAAUCCAUCCUGAAACGUAAGGCUUGGCCCUUAUACCCGUUGUUUGUAGAGUUACUAUCAGUAGUCGAAUCAAUCUGCCCUUGUCUGGCUGACCUUCUGUCUGUCCAUCAGUCUGUGUGAACGUCUCGAUCUCAAGAACUAUAAAAGCAAGAUGGUUGAGAAUAAGAAUACAGAAUCUAGAUUCAUAGACGCAGCGCAAGAUUGUUGACCCACAUUGGCAUGACCAGAGCCCGUACAAAACUAUAUUUUCAUACUUUUAUCAGUCUUAUAAAUUUCUAUCGAUUUUUCCAAAAAAUUUUUCGAACGCCCACUAUAACGCCCCAAAAGCGAACUAAACUGCCACGCCCUUGCUUUCGAACAUUUUUCUAUUAUAUUAUACAUAUUUUUAUUAUAUUAUAUUAUAUUAUUUUAUUUUAUAUUAUGUCUAUGUUCACAAGUACUAUUAAACAUGUCAUCCAGAUUCAACAUGAAGAUCCAGUAUACCGUAAACCCUUCAAGUAUCCCCAAAGCGUUGACCAAGAAGCCAACAAACAAAUCAAAGAAAUGAUAAAACAAGAGAUCGUUCGCAAAUCAAAAUC